Molecule: messenger RNA, 417 nt
Organism: Coniosporium apollinis CBS 100218
Lineage: Eukaryota; Fungi; Ascomycota; Dothideomycetes
Exons: 3
Coding region: 1-417 (138 amino acids)
Source: RefSeq, a predicted model, not a curated record
AUGCGUCUCUACACGAUCCUUAAUAUUCUCGUACUUGGCGCCUUCGCCACAGCCACCAGCGUCUCAUAUGACCCCGGCUAUGAUAAUGCUAUGCGCUCCAUGUCCGUCGUGGCCUGCUCUGACGGCGCCAACGGUCUCAUAACCCGUUACGGCUGGAACGUGCAAGGCGACUACGGAGGUUUCCCGUACAUUGGCGGAAGCGGUACUGUUACUGGCUGGAACUCUCCAAACUGCGGCAAGUGCUACACGCUCACGUACAGGGGCAAGACGAUUCAUGUCCUUGCUGUCGAUCACGCGGGGACUGGGUUCAACAUCGCGAUGGCAGCCAUGAACGAUUUGACCAACGGCCAUGCGUACGAACUUGGAAGGAUUGAGGCACAAAGUGCGGAAGUGCCAGUUAGCGAAUGUGGCUUAUAG